Messenger RNA from Scylla paramamosain (green mud crab), 4686 nucleotides. RefSeq lists its product as uncharacterized. The transcript is spliced from 8 exons. The record is from RefSeq and is a predicted model, not a curated record. Bases 379 to 2640 code for a protein of 753 amino acids. Lineage: Eukaryota; Metazoa; Arthropoda; Malacostraca; Decapoda; Portunidae.
UGAUGCUUUAUGGAACCGAAAGAGAAUGGGAGGCAGCAAAGCAAAGGAUGGAUCAAGGACGUGGCAGGGACUGGACAACGAGGAACCCUGCCACAGAGGAGACCGCGUCGACCCUGGAGCAAAUACGGAACAGGAAACAAGAAGCGCGCGACCUUCAGCUCGCUCCGAAGUAAUGUGACAGAGUGCAGAGCAGCAGCCAGGGGGAGCGAGGCUGGCGAGGGAGGAAGGACAGGUAGUCUUGCUCCUGCGCGCUGACGGCUGGCCAACCUCCCCCUGACUCACUCGAGGGAGGGGACGCCAGGUGAGUGGAAGUAGCUCACACGCCGAGACAGGUGACGGAGAACUUCUGAUCCAGGACCCGAAGAGCAGCCUGCAGUGAUGGCGCUGCCGUGCCUGGCUGGAGGGUAUUGGUCCCUGCUGCUGCUACUUCUCACCAUUACGUGCACUGGGACAGGAGAAGUCCUGCUGAUCCACGAGAGCGGGAAGGGCACAGCCUGGGGCUACUCCCAUCUACCCUCAACUUUCCCCCUCACCUGGAGCCAGGCAAGGUCAGCGUGUGAGGCAAUACCGGGCUCCAUGCUCGCUAGAGUGGAUGGAUGGCAGGCGGAGGCGGCCGUGGAGGAGUACCUGAGGGAAGCUGCCUUCGCGGAACCAGUGUGGCUGGCCAACAGGCAGACUCUUCCUGAAGUGCUGGAGGACGAGCAGCGGGAGAUGAACCACAUCGGCAACGCAGGUGUGUUGGGGAGCGACCUCAGCAUGGGCGGGGAGGUGGGCGUGACUCUCCGCUGUGCUGUGUACCGUGCGGGAGUAGGCCUGGUGCACGAAAUUUGUUCUGAAGCUGCUGUGUCCGCCGCCCUGUGCGUUCAGCGAUUGUCGAGUGAGAGGCCGCAGCUUGAGAAGUGUCCUGCGUCGCCCCACCGCCAGUGGUUCCUGGUGAACAGCCACACAGAGACCGUCACCUCUGAGCCACACCAACAGACCACCGUGAACGUGAUUGGUCUACACCAGUGCCACCACCACCACCACCACCACCACGGUCACAUGGUCCGCGUCGCCUGCCGCCCACAGGAGGGCUGGGAACUCACUACAUGUAGCUCUGAGGCGUCUGCGUCCAAGCACCAACAGGAGGUCAAGGCAUCGCGUGCAGGUCACCGUCAGCAGAGUGACUCCACUUCCCCGAGACAGACACCUACCCUCACACCCACUCAUACUCAUGUGUAUGACUACGAACAAGGAUUCGAACAGAAAGAAUACUUUUCUUUGUCUCCACAGCAGGAAAACAGACGACACAAGAGAUCGGCUGAGUUGCAGCCAACACAAAGAGUUCACACGUCAAGCAUGCUAUCAUCACUCAUGCACUCCACCCCUGAAACCAUUCCUACACACCGGUCUGUUAUUGAGAGUCAUGAGUCAGAUGUAGAUGACAAGGUUAUGCUCUACAUUACUGGUUACAAAAAGUCAAGGAGUGAUUAUGAAAAACAAAGAGAGGAUGCAAUCCGACCACAGCACAGUACCCAUGUUCAGACAGAGGAUAGGAAACACGACACUAAUCCUCGUCAGCAUGAUGCAUCAGCAACUCGCCUCAAGGACAAACACGCUGGUAGGGCGAAAAAUUACAGUGAUGAGAUUAUGUUUGAUCCUGUCAUUAAUGAAAUAAAAACAGAGGCCGAAUCAGAUCACGAAGGUGAAGGGAAACCAUCCGUAUUUUAUCCUUCCGACAAGAGAAAUGAUUCAGCAGCCAUCCAUGACAGUGCGAGUGUAGAGGAAAGUGAGAUACACACCAGGACAUCACCAGCGCAAGCUACAAACUCCAGUAAAAGUCAGGGAAGUGAAGAAAUUAAAGAUCAAAAGAUACCAUCAACAGGAGACACUAGAAUCAUUCUCAAGGUGGGGAUCGGACCCAUAUUUGUCCACGGACCGGAACCCCAAAAUAAUACCAACGAGGAAGAUAACAUUGAGGGAAACUUCCGAGCACUGAUAUUCCCCGAAGAUUCCAGACUUGAAAAUCCCAAUGAAAACGAUCUCUCAGACGCUAAAAAUCGACCAUCUAUCCCUAGCAAUGAGUCAUCUCUUGAGGGAAGCAGCUCUGACACAGGCAAGACCACGCCAUCGAAAGAAACUACUACAACUCCGAGUAGACCCAUCAUAUUUCCUAGAGGUGAGAGCGACGAUCCCACUUCUGGAGAGAAUGUAAAUGAUGACACUCUGUUCACUGGAAAUUCCGAAAAAACUAAGUCGACAGAUCAGCCCACUGUGGAGCCAACUCCGGGUGCAGUAAAUAGUGAUAUGCUUCCCGACGUGCAAAUUUCGGAAUCCACGCCAGUUGGUGCUGCCACCCCUGAAGACAGUGCCGUUAAGACGGAGGACAUGACGAAUGAUUCAGACAAGAACAAUAAUGAAAAUGCAGAGAGCGAUGAUGCAGAAGAAGGAACUGAAGAUCCGAACACAAACACGCCCAGACCUGAAGAAUCCACUUUAAACUCUAUUAUCUCCAACACCACUUCGGUUAACGUACAUCAGGAGCUGAACAGCGGCCCCUCGAGCCCCCACAGUGCGGGUACCACGGUAACAACAGAGAAGUCAAAGACACAGAGCAUUCGACUUCUAAUUGCCCAGAUAUUCAAGAACAUAUUUGGUUAGCUGGUCUAAAGGGCUUCGGUGCCACCACCCACUUGUGCCUGCACGACUUGGGUAUUGGAGGAUGCAAGGCAAUAACAUCCAAUUAAGUAUAAUGUUUCAUUAUAACAGUUUCUUAAGUUAGAGUGCAUUGUAGUGAAUCACCAGUCAGUGGGUCGGUAUCAGUGACGCGUUUCCAAACGAAGACAACAGACAUACUUACCAGGCGGUUGAAGAAAGCGGGGCGCAGGUUGUCUGGGGAGUGCGAGUGGCAGUGCAAGUGUCUUUUUUCGCUGUCUGAAGGUGGGAACGUAACUGCGGAUGAUUAUCACUUAUACUUUAUUUUCUCAUACUCGGUAAUUGUCAGUAAGAAACACCCCUUGGGCUUGCAAUGAGAUCGUGCACUCACUGUUGGUCUUCCUGCCAGGAGCUGCGCGUGGCUGGAACUGUCACGACAGAGGCGGUCACACGCCACGUGUAAGUGGGGCCUUAGUUAUACACUGUGCUAUGUUUGUGAACACAGGAUGCUUUAUAUCUGUUUAUUUCUUCCAUAUUCCAAUUUCAUCUUAGGAAUUACUCCAUUAUUCUAAAGCUUCGUUGUAAAAUUUUAAAUUCAAGAACAACAACAACAACAACAACAACAACAACAACAACAACAACUUGCUCUUACAAUGAUAAUACUGAGAGAAGAUAUAAAAGAAAAACCAGAUGAGAAAAAGAAGAGUUAACAGCUUUUUUGCUGUUGUUGUUGUUGUUGUUUUCACCUUUACUGUUUGGUAAUUGGUUAAUUGAUUGAUUUUUAUCAUCGUAGUCUGCAUCAGUCAUCAUCACUGGCAUCGCUAAUGUGAGAUGCAUGCCUGCCAUACAUCAUCAGAAUCUUUAAAUCAUAAUAGAUCAUAAUUAGAGGAAAGAAGGUGACCAGCCACACCUCGACGGGUGACUCCCUAGCCUGCCGGUCUCCACUCAGUGACUCCCUCCGCCGCCCCGAAAAUCCCUUCACCCACAUGCAUUUUGCCUCGUCAGUUCUAGACAAACAGUUGCUUUUGAGGGACACAACCUCAGCAUUUCGUGUCACAUCUCGCCUUACUGGAAAAAGAUCUAAGCUUAAAUUUUCAUGAAUAAAUUUCGUUUUAUUUCAAAAGAAUUUCGAAGCAGCCGGUAAAUACGAAACACAGAUGUACAUAAAAGCCAGCAUUUGCCUCCAUUACACCAGCCCGUCACUGCUUCUGCGGCCUGGUGUUCUUGCCCCUCCCUCCACCUCUCGCGGUUUCCCUUCGCUCCCAGCACCCUCCCUUCCCUCCUCACCCAUUCCUUUGCAGCACCUCAUUGCCCAAUCCUUGUCAUGUCUUCACCUACUCGAUCCCUCCCACACUCCAGUCCUCUUAUAAGCCACGAUACUAGGAUACCUAAAGAAGUACGUACUUCACAUUUAUAUUACAGUAGUGUUAAGUAUGUCAUAUAUAUACAGUGUGUGUAAGCGUGCCCGCGUUCAUAUAUACAUGCAAAUAAUAAGUAUGUGUAUACAUGUAUAUGCCUAUAUCAGGCGUUGUGUAGCAGAAUUCGCUUUAAACUGAAUUUAUGUUCCGUAAAUUCCCCAUCAGGACAUUUCGUGCCACUCACACGUCCACUCACCUCAUCCACUUCACUGCAUCAUGUGCUUGGCUGAGAACAUCCAUACUAUGUGACUUAUGCAUUUCUUACACACACACACACACACACACACACACACACACACACACACACACACACACACACACACACACACACACACACACACGCGCGCGCGCGCGCGCGCGCGCGCCUAUCACACGUACUCUUAACUCAUCACUCAAGGACUCACGCUUGUUGUGUCAUUUUUAUUACCAACAGUUGCCCACCUCGGCCACACCACGACAAGACUUCCUUUAACAUUUCUUCACUUUUAACGUUACUUUCCCAUAUCCAAUCUUCCCGUCUCUUGUCCACUUUCUUUCCCAAGUUGUCCACCAUUCCAAGUCUCCAUUCAUCAACGUCUACAUCAGUGAUGUUAACAACGAUGCUUAUUUUUCUUUGUAUCUAGUCGUAGAUAAA